Molecule: messenger RNA, 718 nt
Organism: Nicotiana tabacum (common tobacco)
Lineage: Eukaryota; Viridiplantae; Streptophyta; Magnoliopsida; Solanales; Solanaceae
Source: RefSeq, a predicted model, not a curated record
GAAUUAAUAGAGGAAUAUUUGGAGCCUCAUCUGACAAAAAAUCUGAAAUUGAGGAGUUGGUCAAGCAACUGGAGUCUCAAAAUCCAACUCCUGAACCAACCUCAUCUCUAGAUAAGGUAGCUGGAAGUUGGAAGCUUAUAUACAGUACUAUAAGCAUUCUAGGAUCAAGAAGAACAAAAUUAGGAUUAAGAGAUUUUAUCACACUUGGGGAUUUGUAUCAGAAUAUUAAUACUUCUGAGGGAAAAGCUGUGAAUGUGAUAAAGUUUAAUGCCAGAGGAUUAAGUUUAUUGAGUGGAGAGCUAAGGAUCGAAGCCAGAUUCAAGAUUGCAUCCAAAUCAAGAGUUGCCAUUUUCUACAACGGUUCUGCAAUAACACCAGACCAGUUGAUGAACGUGUUUCAGAAGAACUACGAUCUUCUUCUUGGCAUCUUCAACCCUGAGGGCUGGCUUGAGAUUACAUAUGUUGAUGAGAAUUUGAGGAUAGGCAGAGAUGACAAGGGCAACAUUUUUGUUUUGGAGAGAUCACAGGAGGAUAAACUUUGAGAAUUCAUGAUUUACAUUAACCUAAUUCUCCUGCCCUUUUUUCCCUUAUUUAUAAUGUAAAUUCCAAUACACCCUUCAUACAUAUAUAGAAGAAAUAAUCCCACUUAUAGAUAUGUUAUCACAAUAAACUGAUACUUCCUCUGUUUUAAAAAAGAAUGGACUUUUUACUAUUUAAA